GUGUCCCUUCCCAUUGUUGAUAAGAUUAGUUUGGUGCUGUGCUAGAUAGUUUGUUGUGUGUCCCGUGCUACUGGUAGGACCUGUUCAGCACAGCCUGGCUGAGCCUGCUAGUUCCUCGGCUGUUUUACACCCCCCUCCUUCUUCUCCCUCCCCCCCUCUUCCCCCUUUCACUGGUGUUGGGCUGUAAAGGGAGUGGGCCUCCAUCAUGUCAGCAGCACAGGCUGGCAUGAGGAGGCACCAUGCAGUGCGCCUCCUUCUAAAGGAGAAGGGAGGAAAAAUAAUGGAGUUAUCCCGAUUGGAUUUCUCCAGAAAAUUCCUCCAGAAAGAGCUCGGCUUUCAUCCCGCGCAGGUAAACUGCAUCUUAGCCCUCCCCUAUAGGAAGGGCUUCGAUGUCAGUUUUGCCAACGCCAGCUUCCUGAGGGAGUUCUGGGGGAAACUCCAGAACGCCCUGAACACCCAGGGGUCCCUCACAGCAAUGUUUGAGGUGACCAAGCUGACGGAUAAUAGCAUUAUAACCGUUAUUAUCCGCAUGUACAAUGAAACCGUACAGCCGGAGGACGUUGCAGUAUGGCUGGACAGGUACUGCAACGUGAAGGGCCCCCUGAUCCAGGUAAAAGACCUCGAUGGGAUCUGGACAGGGGCCUGGAGGGUCACUGUCCAGCAAAGGGAGGACCCUGGGGGCUAUGGUGGGUUGAAAGCCAUCCCAUCCACCAUAGUCCUCGGAGAGAACAGGGGCCAUGUUCACUACCAGGACCAGCCCAAGCUGUGCCGUAAGUGUGGUGAACAUGGCCACCUUGCAGACGCCUGUCAGAAGGUCGUCUGCAUGAAGUGCCGGGAGGUGGGCCACCGCUACGAGGAGUGCACGAACGGAAGGUCGUGCAACCUCUGUGGCGAACGGUCCCACCUCAUCCGCGACUGCCCCUCCUCCUGGGCCAACAGGGCCAAGGCGGGAAGGAGGGAGUGGGCGGCCGCGGACCGGGCUUCCGAGCGCCAGAGGGCUGGAACGGCAGUUGCCGAGGUGGUAGUGGAGGAGCCGGUGGUGGUGGAGGAGGAGGCAGUAGUGGUGGUGGAGGAGAUAGUUGUGGAGCCGGUGGUGGUGGAGGAGAUAGUUGUGGAGCCGGUGGUGGUGGUGGCUGUAGUGGAGGGCGCGGAAGGUGUAGUGGUGGAAGAAGUGGGAGGAGAGGACAAAACCCUCCCCACCCCAAUCCCCCUGCCCCAGACUAAUGUGACCCCUGAAGGAGAAAGGGCCGAGAAAGACGGCUCCGGAGAGAUGUUCAGUAAAAGCUCCCCAAGUGGGUCAGAUAUUAUAGGGUCGGUGUCGGAAAGCACCAUGGAGACUGUGUCAGAAGGUACGGGAGAGGAGGGGGAGAUUCUGAAGGAACACCUCCCCCUACGUAAAAGAAACGCUGAGGAGCUCUCUGACCCCGAACAGGGAAAUGGGAGGAUAAGUGGCAGCACGGGCCCUCCAUUUGGAGUGGUUCCAAUUUUAACAAGAACGACGGUGUUGCCAUUUUAAUCAAGACCCCACAGGUGGUGGUGAAGGGGAGCACGGUGGUGGUAGGAGCGGGAACCAGUAUGUCCAGUGCGCGGGCUCGCUAUAGGUGAGCCCACAACGGUUUGGCGCAACGUGGCCCAUCCUGCUCUACUGAAUCGGCAUCGGGACCUGUCCUGGAUGGUCGCCCACGAGAUCCUCCCGGUCAGGGCCGUUAUGCACUCACGGGGCAUGGCGAGGACAUCCGCGUGCCCCCGAACAGGCUGCGGCCAAGAAGAAUCGGUGAGGCACAUGCUCUGGGAGUGCAGAGCCGCCAGGGACCUGUGGAAGGAAGCAGGCCCCCUGAUUACCUCGUGUCUGCCAGCAGGGGAGGACCUAACACCUCAGCUCGUGCUAUAUGGGGUGGGCCGAAGGCCCACUUCAUCGAAGACCUUCACCAAGCUCUGGCCCACCCUCACGUGCCUGAAGGAAGCACUGUGGUCCUCCCGCAACCUGCUGGUAGCGAAAAACGUAGAGACCACCCCCCAGGCAGUGGCCAUGGUAGCCACGGAAGCCCUGGGGUGGUACGAAAGGAAGGGGGCCUCGACCCCAGGCGAAGGGUCCCCCACAACACCCUAGGUCCCGGCGGCCACGGCCUGACAGCGCUGCGGCGCCUAGGGCGAUGCGCCUAGGGGAGGGAUCUCCUCUGGGCCCCAAAGGAUGGGACGAUGGUCUAUUCAGAGGAGCAGGAUGAGGUGAGCUUGAUAAAGACUCACCCCGCUCCUGUACAAAGGACUGAAGACAGCUUUUUAACAAAGUGGCUUUUUAACAUGUUUUUCAUGUCUUAAAAAUGUUUUACCUUUUUAGAUCAUUAGUACACAUUUUAAAUGGCUUCUACAGAUUUGAUAUUUUUACAAGGAAAGUACUUUUACUCAUGGUUGUUUUAACUAAUUGAUUUUAACAACAUGUACUUUUUAACAAAUUCAAAUGUAACUCUCAAAUGCUGUGUUUUAUGCCUUGUUGCCGUUUUUAUGUGUGUAAAUGAUGUAAAAAAUGUAUGAGCUGUUUUUAAAGGAAUUGUGCCAAUAAAACUUUUCCAAAAGAAAAAAAA
Molecule: messenger RNA, 2582 nt
Organism: Oncorhynchus kisutch (coho salmon)
Lineage: Eukaryota; Metazoa; Chordata; Actinopteri; Salmoniformes; Salmonidae
Exons: 3
Coding region: 206-1516 (436 amino acids)
Biological process (GO): activation of innate immune response
Molecular function (GO): double-stranded DNA binding; zinc ion binding; RNA binding
Source: RefSeq, a predicted model, not a curated record